CUAUAAAGACAAAACAACCAGACGAAGAGGAAGAUACAACGAGGCAUAUCAUUAAAUAAAAGGUUUAAACAACAAUUAGAAGUAUAACCAUGAGCCACUCUACAUUUCGCACCUCUUAUCACCGCACUUUCGGGACGCCUGUCUAUAGCCCUGUGUCCAGUCGCAUAGGGGGCCGCUACAUCUCCUCCUCUGUUCCCACUCGCUCUGUGGACUUCAGGAGCCGCUCCAGUGCUCCGGCCCCCCGUCUCUCUUAUGAUAAAGUGGACUUCUCACUGGCAGGGGCCAUCAACCAGGAGUUCCUUGCCACACGCAGCAAUGAGAAAAGGGAACUACAGGAACUCAAUGACCGCUUUGCCAGCUUCAUAGAGAAGGUCCGGUAUUUAGAGCAGCAGAACUCAAAGCUGACUCUGGAGCUGGGUCAGUACAAGGACCAGCAGCAAGGGCCAUCAGGCCGCAUCAAUGAGCUGUGCCAGCAGGAGAUGAGAGAGAUGCGCAGACAGCUGGAACUGAUGGGCAAAGAUCGAGACCAGAUGCAGCUGGAGAGAGACAACCUGGCCGAAGAUGUGGCCCUGCUGAAGCAGAGGUUAAACGAGGAGAUGCAGAAAAGACAGGAAGCUGAGAAUAAUUUGACUCUCUUUCGUAAGGACGUGGAUGAUGCUACACUUGCUCGUCUGGAACUGGAGAGAAAGAUUGAGUCUCUGAUGGAUGAGAUUGAGUUCCUCAAGAAGAUGCAUGAUGAGGAAAUUCAGGAUGUACAGGUGAGUGUUCAGAGUCAGCAGAUGAAGAUGGAGGUGAUGGAGACGUCCAGCCGGCCUGAUCUGACAGCAGCACUUCGAGACAUUAGAGCUCAGUAUGAGAGCAUCGCCACCAAAAACAUGCAGGAAUCUGAGGAGUGGUACAAGUCCAAGUUUGCUGACCUGACUGAUUCGGCUAAGCGCAAUGCUGAGGCCAUGAGACAGGCUAAGCAAGAGAACAAUGACCUGAGGAGACAAAUUCAAGCCCAGAACUGUGAUAUCGAUGCUCUCAAGAGCACUAAUGAGGCUCUGCUGAGGCAGAUGAGAGAAAUGGAAGAGCAGUUUGCUACAGAGGCCGGAAACUAUCAAGAUACUGUGUCCCGUCUGGAAGACGAGAUACGGCACCUGAAGGAGGAGAUGUCACGCCACCUGCGGGAAUACCAGGAUCUGCUCAACGUUAAGAUGGCCCUAGAUAUUGAGAUUGUGGUGAAAGAAUCUACAAAAGAAAAGAGCAGAGAUGAGAAAAAAGAUUCAUAUGGUCAAGGAGAAUCUGACAAAGAUUAGAGCGUGCAGAUAAAUGAAUGCUUGAUCAGUUAUGUGUUGCGGUUUUAAAGGUAAAAUGGUAAAAUUUAGGCACACGUGCUGUUUAGGAUGAUGCUUGUAGUGUAGUGAAUAAUCAUGUGACUCAGUAUUGUGUAUAAUAUGGUGCUAUUACUAUAUGUGAGCAUAACAUGACAAUGCCUUAACUAAUAAAUCAUGUAUGCAGACCUAAUAAAGUCACUAACAAGAUGCCCAACAAACAAUCACUUACAGAUAACAAAAACAAUAUUUCAGAAGUUCACGUCAAUAUAAUCUUCAAAUAAAUGU
Messenger RNA from Sinocyclocheilus rhinocerous, 1601 nucleotides. Its product is annotated as plasticin-like. Gene Ontology annotation, molecular function: structural constituent of cytoskeleton. NCBI's taxonomy places the organism in Eukaryota, Metazoa, Chordata, Actinopteri, Cypriniformes, Cyprinidae. Gene Ontology annotation, biological process: intermediate filament organization. The record is from RefSeq and is a predicted model, not a curated record. Bases 90 to 1298 code for a protein of 402 amino acids. Gene Ontology annotation, cellular component: plasma membrane; type III intermediate filament; axon. The transcript is spliced from 7 exons.